AUGGCCGAUCAAGAAGAUGGUGCACCGCGACAUGGUGCUUCUCCUCCACGAUCAGGAGGAGACAUGUCCAGCGAUCGUGGGCAUGUUGAUGCAGCCAGCGUAGCUUCCACGUCUACUGCUGGCGAUGCUUCAAGAACCACUUCAGCAAUGACAUCCCCGUUAGGAAUGGACUUCAAGAAACCCGAUGCGGACGAACAAGGAAUCCCCAAAUUCCCAGCGUUACACCACAAUCCCGAUUCCAAAGGAGAUGAGGCGGAUGAUGAAGAGUGUACCGCCAAACCUUUCCAACGAACAAGAAGUCCCGAGUCGGAACUACGAAGGAAUAAGGGCGCCGUGUACGAAAAGGUGGGCGAUCAAGGGGUUUGCAAAAUGCAUAAAUUUUCUCUCUACGAAACUGCGACUCGAUAUUAUAUCGUUGGUGCCGAUGUGAUGGACAAACGGUUCAGGAUAUUGAAGAUCGAUAGAACGGCGGACGCUGGUAGUCUGAGCAUCGCGGAAGACGAGAUUGUGUAUACCAAGAAAGAAAUGAGUCAACUAUUGAACGCGAUCGACGAUGGCAAUAAGAGUACUGGUGGAAUGAAGCUUCGUUGCAGCACAUGGGGUUUGCUCGGUUUUAUUAGAUUUACUGGAGUUUACUACAUGUUGCUCAUUACGAAGAGGGGCCAAGUGGCUAUGAUUGGAGGUCAUUUCAUCUAUUCCAUUGACGGAACGGAGAUGGUACCAUUGACUACUGGGCAUAGCUCGCGGUUCAAGCCUGAUUUGAAAAACACCGAAGAAGCAAGAUUCCUUGGAAUUCUCAAUAAUCUGGACUUGACCCGAUCAUUCUACUUUAGCUACUCUUACGAUAUUACUAGGACUUUGCAGCAAAAUAUCAUAACUGAAAGACAGGCUGUGGCCGAUGGAGCAUCAUAUCCGCAUCCUCAAAAUUGUAAUUCCAUGUUUGUGUGGAAUAGCUAUCUGUUACAGCCAGCCGACGCAGCGUUGAAAAAUACCUACGACUGGUGUCUUCCCAUCAUUCAUGGCUAUAUGGAUCAAUCUGCUCUUCCUAUAUAUGGCCGUACAGUCUACAUCACUGUCAUUGCUAGACGUUCAAGAUACUUUGCUGGUGCUCGUUUUCUAAAACGUGGUGCUAAUGACUUGGGCUAUGUUGCGAAUGAUGUCGAAACCGAGCAGAUCGUUUCCGAAGUUUUGACCACCUCUUUUCAUGCUCCUGGUGCAAAACUAUUCUCCAAUCCAAACUUCACCUCAUAUGUGCAGCACCGAGGAAGUAUUCCUCUGUACUGGACACAAGACAAUACCGGAGUAACGCCAAAACCACCAAUUGAGCUUAAUCUUGUCGACCCCUUUUAUGGUGCUGCUGCGCUGCACUUUGAUGAUUUAUUCAAACGAUACGGCGCCCCUGUUUAUGUUCUAAAUCUGGUGAAGUCCCGCGAGCGAACGCCUAGAGAAUCGAAAUUGCUGAAAGAGUUUACAACCGCGAUCGAUUAUCUCAAUCAGUUUCUCCCGGAUGAUAAGAAAAUAAUUCAUAAAGCUUGGGAUAUGAGCAGAGCUUCGAAAAGUCGUGACCAGGACGUGAUUGGAACUCUCGAGAAUAUUGCCGAGGAAGUCGUUACUACUACCGGCUUCUUUCAUAAUGGAGAUGGCAUCACGACUAUGCCAAAGGUCCAGAAUGGGGUUGCUAGAACAAAUUGCAUAGACUGUUUAGAUCGUACAAACGCAGCACAAUUCGUUAUUGGCAAGCGAGCGUUGGGUCACCAGCUACACGCACUUGGCAUAAUCGGAGAUACUUCGAUUGAUUAUGAUACAGAUGCUGUUAACCUCUUCACGCACAUGUAUCAUGAUCAUGGUGAUACCAUAGCUGUCCAGUACGGAGGGUCACAACUUGUGAAUACAAUGGAGACCUAUAGAAAGAUCAAUCAAUGGACGAGUCAUUCACGAGACAUGGUUGAGAGUUUCAAGCGAUAUUACAAUAACUCUUUCCUUGAUGGCCAGCGACAAGAGGCUUAUAACCUGUUUCUUGGUAAUUAUAUCUUUGCUCAGGGUCAGCCUAUGUUGUGGGACUUGGCCACAGAUUAUUAUCUUCAUCACGCCAACCCUCGUGGGUGGUCCGGAAGAAACCGGCGAAGCUACAUCAAUUGGUACACGCCAGAAUAUUUGGAGAAAAGAGUGCUUCCGAAGUACGUUGGACCGUCUGGCCUCGCAAGCGGAAAGCCAUUAGGCUUCUUCGACGAUUACUGGCUGGAGUACUACAAGCCACUUGCUGUAUCUUCGCUAUUAAAGGUGUUUUCCUACAUGGGACGCAUGAACUCUACCCUUCGUUAUAUUCCCGUCAAAUCGCCGCAAGAUGGCCGUUACGAUUUAUCUCCUUUCAAAGUUCGCACCGAACAUGACCAAGAAGUGCCUCAAAAGAAAAGCCGUCCAAAAGGUGUUGUGAUUAUCGAUCCAGCGGACCCAGAGACCGAACAUCACCCCCAGGAUGACGAUGCCGCAUCAAUUAUGUCCACCACUACUACAGCUACCAAGAGAAUCUCUAUUCAACGCUGGCUUCAACCUAUCCAUGAACGCACCAAUCCCAGUGGGCAUGGGAUUAUGAAAGAGGGCUCAUCCGGCCGAGAUCCUGAAAAUGAGAAGAAGAAAUUAACUCCUCUCGACAAAAGCAAAGCUGCGCAAUGGACCUUUACACAAGUCGUUCAUGAAUCGCUAAAUCCAUCUGUGGAUCAAGAAGACACAGACGACUACGCACGUUACAUCUCUCAUCCCCAAAAUCUCCCGCUCGUUAUAUCCACAGAAGUCCCUGAUUCCUUCGAUGACGAAUACACGAAUUAUGUCAACGGAACAUGGAAGGACAUCGGUAUCGUGGGUGUCUCUGGUGACGGCGGCGAAGCGGGCGAGGAGGGCGUAGUUGGUGUUAAAGAGGGGGAUCUCGAGGAGUAUAGGGAUUUCUUCGUCGUUGGAAAUAAUCCGUUGACGGUUGGCGAGGAGGAUUUGGGCAAGAAGAGGUAUAAGGCUUAUAGGAAGUGGUUGAUGGGGAAGAGUCUGUUUAAACAGCAGCCUGUGGAUUAG
Molecule: messenger RNA, 3063 nt
Organism: Glarea lozoyensis ATCC 20868
Lineage: Eukaryota; Fungi; Ascomycota; Leotiomycetes; Helotiales; Helotiaceae
Exons: 3
Coding region: 1-3063 (1020 amino acids)
Biological process (GO): phosphatidylinositol dephosphorylation
Cellular component (GO): intracellular membrane-bounded organelle
Molecular function (GO): phosphatidylinositol-3,5-bisphosphate 5-phosphatase activity
Source: RefSeq, a predicted model, not a curated record